AUGGAUGUCGACAUGAUUCACAGCCAACAGCUACCGGUUGAGCAUGAACUGUGGUUUCAACAUACCGAUGCUGCUGCAGGAAGACCUGAUAUCCCAUUUCCGGUUGACCUCCCAGACGACUUUACACGCUGGGCCAUGGAGACUGGCGAUAUCAUCUCGUUUCCCGAGUCCAACUUCAAAGAUCCUACGUUUCCUCUACCAGCAGGUCUUGAGCCUCACAGCGAGCAUUGGCCCCCAGCUUCUUUACCUAACCUGGACUCGAGCGAGAGCGCCUUAUCGCUGACUACUUCCAGCCCCUUUUCCCAUUACGAUGGUGUGGCAGACCUACAUCGGUACCUCAGCGAAAAUGCAGGCGCUACAAAGCGAUUAGUUCAGCUAUACUUUGCAGACGUGCACCCUUUCUGGCCUAUUUUACACGAGCCAACUUUUGAUGCCGGAAAUACUCCCGAUUUACUACUGGCAUCCAUGGCCAUGCUUGCGAGCUGGGUGAAACACGAGCUGGACUGCCUGAGACUUGGCCCUUUAGUCUUUGAGGCAAUCUCUGCCAUUCGAGUGAGCACGGAUGGGAUGGCCGCACGGGCACUCCAUUUUAAUAGCGUCCUCGUGUCGACGUGUCGGCAUCAGGGUAUCUUCAGUGGUCAAUUUGCCCAGCAUAGCCCUGAUGAUUCUCCAUUCGCUUAUUGGUUAGCCCAAGAACAACAAAAUCGGCUCGCUUUCUCCGUCCUGCGCCUUGAUGCUUAUCUAAGCGUUCUCACGGACCACCCGCCUUCAGUUCGUUAUCAAGAGAUCUGCAUUCCCUUACCCAAGUCGGCGCGCCUUUGGAGCGCCGCGAGUGAGGACGAGAGAUCCAAUCUUCAGUGGAAGGAGCCUGCAGGUCGUGAAAAGGUUCCCUUCUUCUUUCUUAUCCGCGAUGCACUUGAUGUCGGGGGGAGGCAGCAGCUACCCUACCCCCUUAACGAAGCAGACUACCACCUGGGCCUCUGCUCCCUCCAAGCUGGAAUAUGGGACGCAGCCCGCGAAGCGCAUAGCUCUGCGGCGGACGAGCUAGUUGUAAAAUCGAAUGCCGUGGAUCCGAUCCGGCUCUGGCGUAGUCACCUCAAUCUAUGGCGGGCCAGUAUGGAGAAGGACUGCCAACUGCGUGGCCACUAUUUUUCCGGCGCCACUCUCAGUGCCGACCAAAUAUUCACCCCAAUCUUGCUCAUUCUCUGGCACCUUUCCGCUCUUAAUAUGCACGCACCUCUAGACCUCCUCCAAGGCCGAGGCUACUCUUUCAAAUCACCACCUGGGACUGCCAUGACCACGGUUAAGACGAAAGCGCACCUUCGCACCUGGAUGUCUUCGCUCUGCCCUCGGACGGCGGUGUGGAAUGCCGCACAGAUCUCCCGCGUGUUUGCACAAGAAUCCCAAACGCCCGUGCCUAGCGAGAGCAUGAUGCUCAACCCACUAGCCAUGCCCGCCUUGUUGAAGAGCGCCAUCGUGACCUGCUCGUACGCAUUCAAUACCCGUACGUGUGCUGCCUGUAUCGGAGUGCCGUGCGUUGAUGCGGUCGAUCUGUUCAGUGCGGACGACGACGACGAGCGGUUGGUGCGGUGGAAGCAGCACGGCGAACCCUCGCGACCUGGGGCCCGAGCGAGAUCCUGGUGUGUCAGUGUAAUUUCAAACCACUGGCGAUGUGGUUUCAAAAGUUUCUUGUUCGAGAUAAGCGCGCCGCCGUGGAGUUCAUGUCGUUUCUGGGAUAGUCGGUUUGGAUGA
Uncinocarpus reesii 1704 is the source of this 1752-nucleotide messenger RNA. RefSeq lists its product as uncharacterized. The transcript is spliced from 3 exons. Gene Ontology annotation, molecular function: RNA polymerase II cis-regulatory region sequence-specific DNA binding; zinc ion binding; DNA-binding transcription factor activity, RNA polymerase II-specific. The record is from RefSeq and is a predicted model, not a curated record. NCBI's taxonomy places the organism in Eukaryota, Fungi, Ascomycota, Eurotiomycetes, Onygenales, Onygenaceae. Gene Ontology annotation, cellular component: chromatin. The coding region runs from base 1 to 1752 and encodes 583 amino acids. Gene Ontology annotation, biological process: regulation of transcription by RNA polymerase II; DNA-templated transcription.